UCGACACAAACCGCGCCCACAAAAUUGAAAUGCGAUCUGCGAUGGGUAUGAUGUCAGUCAUGUGAGCAAAGCCCGAUACUAGUAUUACUAUGGCAAUUGGCAAAUUACCAUAUGAUUCUAACAAUAGUAUUUUACGUGGUCAUAUUCAUUUGCGAUAGUCCAAAACAAAAACUCACGCCAUUAAAUAGGCUUAUACAAUCUGGUACAAAUUCAAACUCUUUAAAUAUGUAUACUUCAAGGUUGAACGACUUUAAGCAUAAUAAUUCAAAACUAGGGUGUUUGUUAAAAAAUAAACUUUCUUUGCAAGAAGACAUUAAAAAAUUGAUGUGGGAUAACAUUGAAGAUUGGGAUAAAUGUAAAAUUUCAGAGAAUUGGGUGGAACUAGACGAAAGCACAGAGAAUGUUAGUAAGAUAAUAGAACAACAUAAAAAAUCAACCAAUGAUAUUUUGGUUCUUUUAGAAGAAGUUAUAAAGAAGUUGGAAAAUAUGGAAGCUUUAUCCGUUUACAGAGAUUUUAUCUCCGAAUUUUUUGAAGCAGUUAAAGCAAGAUUGGGUACCGACGUAUGGGCUAAAGUGAAAGCUGCUAUCAAUAGAAAGCUUAGAACCAACAAA
Rhizophagus irregularis DAOM 181602=DAOM 197198 is the source of this 612-nucleotide messenger RNA. RefSeq lists its product as uncharacterized. The record is from RefSeq and is a predicted model, not a curated record. Lineage: Eukaryota; Fungi; Glomeromycota; Glomeromycetes; Glomerales; Glomeraceae.